AAUUUGCUCAGCGUUUAAAGGAGAAUAAUGUGCAAGCUAAAGGGAAUCGCUUUUCUUUGUCUCCUCUUCGCACUGGGUGUGCAGAGCAAGCUCAGUCAAUGGUCGGAUAUCUGUGCGUUUGAAACGGAUGGUACUCGUCUGCCUUUACCUCUGGAUUGUAAACGGUUUGUGCUCUGUCUAGAACGGGAAGUGGCUGAAAUUCGUAGCUGUCCACGUGGUCUACAUUUCAAUCCGAAACUGGGUGAAUGUGAUUUUCAAUGGAGGGCCGACUGUAGCGGCCUCUCGCUUUAUGCAACCACCGACAACGAUGAGGACUGCGCUUGCACCUGUUGUGCCGAUGAGUGCAGUUCCAGCGAGCCGACAGAUCCCACACCACCUUGCAAUCCAGAGGAGGAAACCACAAACUCCAACGAGGAGGAAUCCACCACCGAUUCGAGCAUUGUUACUGAAUCACCCGAAGAGGCUAGCACUGGUACCUUCGAUACGGAUCCAUCCGAUAGCAGCAGUCAGACGCCCCCAAUUGAGAGCAGUACACAGAGCCCGAAUCCUUCGGAUAGCACAAGUCAGAGCCCACCAGCAGAGAGUAGUACCCCUCAGUCCCCUCCAGUACCAAGUAGUACCAGUGCUCCAUCUGACAACCAGGUACCAGCUUAUUGUGCCGACAAGCGUGCCGCAUGUGCCAAUCAACCGGAUGGUGCCAUGGUUCCCGUUGAAGGCGUCUGCACAAAUUACUUUCAAUGCAGUCAUGGCUGUUGCAAGGAGUUCAUUUGUCCAGGUGGCUUGUACUUUAAUUUCAAGACAAAUAACUGUGACUAUUUCUGGAAUGUGCAAUGUGAGCCAUUGUCAUCUCCUGAUGCAGGUGGUGAGAUUGCUGGUCCAUCGGGCACAACCUGUACCAGUUCAGGUGUUUGCGAAGGAAAGCGUGAUGGCAUGAAGUUUGCUGAUCCCGAUUCGAAUGGUUACUUUGUUUGCCAGUGUCAAUGUCCCAUUGCGAUGACAUGCGAUCCGAAGACAACGUUCAAUCAGGAGGCGCAGGUUUGCGAUUGGGACACUUCUGUGAUCUGUCCUGAUGGAUUAGUCUACAAUGCCACCUCCAAGCAGUGUGACUAUCCAGAGGGCUACGUUCCUCAGGUUGAAUGCGAUAAUGACAGCACCGUAUGCCAGGGUCAGCCAGAUGGCACUCUUAUGCCCAUAGAUGGUGUCUGCAAUAAGUUCUACAAGUGCAGCUUCAAUUGUGCAGUGGAAAAGAUCUGUCCAAACAAUUUGGUCUAUGACCCCGCUACAAAAAUUUGUGAUUAUCCACAAAAUGUCGAUUGCCCCUGGCCCUAUACGCCACCGUCUGGUCCGAAUGCAGGACCCUCUGGUAUUUCGUGUGUGAAUCCCGGUCGCUGUCUGGGACAACGCGAAGGAACUUUCCUACCUUCAUUGACAAGCUGCAGUGGCUAUUCGGUCUGUCAGUGCGAGUGUGAGAUUGAAAUGCAGUGCAAACAAGGCUUAUAUUGGGAUUCAGUGUUGAAAACUUGCAACUAUGAAUCCAACGUGAAAUGUGACCUCUAAAAUGUACGUUACUAUAUAAAUAAAUAUACCAAGUUUAUCAAA
This is a messenger RNA of Drosophila innubila, 1599 nucleotides long. RefSeq names its product chondroitin proteoglycan-2. Gene Ontology annotation, molecular function: chitin binding. Lineage: Eukaryota; Metazoa; Arthropoda; Insecta; Diptera; Drosophilidae. The record is from RefSeq and is a predicted model, not a curated record. The coding region runs from base 28 to 1557 and encodes 509 amino acids. Gene Ontology annotation, cellular component: extracellular region. The transcript is spliced from 2 exons.